Gadus morhua (Atlantic cod) is the source of this 2326-nucleotide messenger RNA. RefSeq names its product methylthioadenosine phosphorylase (gene mtap). Gene Ontology annotation, biological process: nucleoside metabolic process. The record is from RefSeq and is a predicted model, not a curated record. Lineage: Eukaryota; Metazoa; Chordata; Actinopteri; Gadiformes; Gadidae. Gene Ontology annotation, molecular function: S-methyl-5-thioadenosine phosphorylase activity. Bases 485 to 1327 code for a protein of 280 amino acids. Gene Ontology annotation, cellular component: cytosol. The transcript has 8 exons.
AAACCUGCAACUCGGAAGGCUGACAUCCGAGGAUUCAGGAACACACAAUUAUUCACGUUCCACAUUAUUCAGAAACCUACAACCACACACACAUCCAGGACCUGAGAAGGGAGGUUAUGCUCAACGCCCAUUGACUCACAGAACCAAGCGGACUCAGGGGGGAGAAGACACAUCACUGCCACCAUGGCUCUGAAGUGGGAUUCGAACCCCUAACCCCGACAGGGUUAAUGCCUUGCGCAUAUCACUGGAGCUAAACAGGGUCAGAGAUAUGAAAAAAGGUGUUAAAGAUGUACAUCAAGUAAUUUGCCAGUUAAACGUUUUUUUUGUAUUUGAAUGAAGUGCUGUGUGCAUUCCUAAAAGAAAAAAACGUAGCAGCUGUUGUUAUGUCGUAAAUUAAUUUCGGGGUUGGCUACCCAAGAUGCUAGCGACUCAAGUGUAAACGGAAGUGUUUGUGGCUCAGGAAGAAACGUGGCAAACAUUCACCAUGGCCUCACAAAUGCACAUUAAGAUCGGAAUAAUCGGUGGAUCGGGUCUUGAUGACCCAGAUAUCCUGGAAGGGAGGACUGAGCGAUAUGUCGACACGCCAUAUGGAAAGCCUUCAGAUGCGCUGAUAGUGGGGAAGAUAAAGAAUGUUGAAUGUGUGCUUCUAGCAAGGCACGGCAGACAGCACACCAUCAUGCCGUCCAACGUCAACAACCAGGCCAACAUCUGGGCCCUGAGAGAGGAGGGCUGCACUCAUUUGCUGGUCACCACGGCCUGUGGCUCCCUCCGGGAGGAAAUACAGCCAGGGGACAUAGUCAUCAUCGACCAGUUCAUUGACAGGACUACGAAGAGGGCCCAGACCUUCUAUGACGGGCAGCCCGGCCACCCUCCUGGGGUAUGCCACAUCCCCAUGGCAGAGCCCUUCUGCAACAGGACCAGAGACGUGCUGGUGGAGGUGGCAAGGAGCCUGGGCAUCAAGUGCCACGCCCGGGGCACCGUGCUGACCAUCGAAGGUCCCCGCUUCUCCUCGCGUGCCGAGAGCCUCAUGUUCCGCCAGUGGGGCGCGGACGUCAUCAACAUGUCCACCGUGCCCGAGGUGGUGCUUGCGAAGGAGGCGGGAUUAUGCUACGCCAGCAUCGCCAUGGCAACCGACUACGACUGCUGGAAGGAGCACGAGGAGGCGGUAUGUGUUGACAACGUACUGAAGACCAUGAAGGAAAACGCAAAUAAAGCAAGCAGCAUCCUGCUCACAGUGAUUCCCCAGAUCUGCCAAAUGGAUUGGUCACAGACCAUAAAAAGCCUGAAAACACUGGCCCAGUGUUCCGUGAUGUUACCCAAGCACUGAGUAAUGCGACCUCCGCUACACCCACUCACACACACACCACCAGUUUGUCACCCCCGCCACCGCCAGCUCUAGCCUUCAAAUGCCUCCGCCUGGAUUUGGAUCAGCGGUCAAUCACAAGAAAGUGCCUGGCACAUCUAUUGCAUGUCUCCUCAGUGUUUCCUGUUUUUUAAAUGAAGAAAGCUGCAAAAAAAACAGCUCGGUCAUUUACAAUCUGCACACACUAUUCAUUGUGGUGGAACACUUCCGCAUGGUUUUAUGAAGGACUGCCACCUUCUGGGGGAGAGCCCCGGAGAGUUCGGAGGGAUCAGUGUUCAAAGUUCUAGGUCAGAUUUGAAUUCAUUUGUGAGAUCAUAAUUGAUUUUAUUGGCUUUGUAUCUCAGUGUUCAUUUCAGUAUUAGGAGGUUGAAUUGAGAUAUGGCUGUUGCAUGAUUUACUAUUUUACAGCGUUGUUAGCCUUGUAAACAUUGACUUGCCUGAAUGACAAUUUGUAAGUGAUAUUUACCUACAUUAGCUCUGCGAAAUAGGCCUGUCCUACAUGCUUGUAUUAUUGUUUAUUUCAUGUAAAGCUUAUCUGUACGACGAAUGGAAAUGUAUUUUUAUGAGGUGAUCAUCAGCCGGUUGGAUUAUUUUGAUAGUCUUUUAGACCUUAUCUUUGUUUUUAUAGGUCAAAGGCUACUUUAUGCACUUGGAUAUCCUGCUUCACCAUAGGCCUAUGCAAACACACAUAGGCCUGAUUUUGUUGGCACAUCUUGACAGCUUCAAUAAAUAAAAUUUACAAACCUUACAAGCUUCGCAUCUGGAAUAAAUUAGAAAUUAAAAAGGUAAAUUAGUCGAUCAGGUCGGAAGAACUGAUUUGAGAGAUUAAUAUUUAAUGUGGACCCGAAACGAUGUCUGAGACAUUGGACUAUUGUUUUAUGGUUUACAACUUGUUUAUAAUCCUGUUACUGACAAUGUGCAAUCAAACUAUAUGACCAAUAAAAAAUUAGGCAUGCGAGACAG